AUGAAGUCCUUUGCUUGCCUCGUCCUCGCCGCGUCGGCCGUGCACGGCCUACGGCUCUCGGCCCAGGAAAAGGUCGACCUCGAAGCCAAGCUUGCGGCGUGGAAGGCGAGCCAAGCCGGAAAGCUAGCCGAAGCCAACGGCUUCCUCCCGCCCAAGACGGAGCAUGGCAACCUCGAAGAUGGUGAGAUCGACGACGAGCUUGUUCGGUUUGCGACCACGCAAAAGAUCGUCGAUGACCUCAACAAGCAACACAGCGGCGCCGUCUUCUCGACCGACAACCAGUUUGCGCUCAUGACCGAAGAUGAAUUCGCCGCCUUUGUCAAGGGAUCGUUCAAGCACGAGACGCCCAAGCGCCAAUUGCGCGCCGACAACAUUCAGAUGUCGCUCACGCAAGCCCAGCAAGAGGCGACGGGCAUUGACUGGGCGACCAACAAGUGCAUGUCGCCCGUGCGCAACCAAGGCAGCUGCGGCUCGUGCUGGUCGUUUGCGGCCGUUGGCGCUGUCGAGGCGGCACACUGCAUCGUGACCGGCUCGCUUGUCGACUUUUCCGAGCAGCAGCUCGUGAGCUGCGCGUCGAGCGCGGGCUAUGGCUGCCAGGGCGGCUGGCCCAACAAGGCGCUCGACUACAUUGCCCAGACGGGUCUGUGUACCGAGUCGGGCUUCCCGUACGCGUCGGGCAGCUCCAACCAGAACGGCCAGUGCAAAGAUUGCCAAAAGACCAAGGUCAGCGUCGGCAAGUCGGUCGACAUUCAAGGCGAGAGUGCGCUGCAGAGCGCGCUCGACAAGCAGCCAGUGACCGUUGUCGUCGAAGCUGGCAACAACGUGUGGCGCAACUACAAGAGCGGCGUCGUCCAGAGCUGCCCCGGUGCGCAGUCGGACCACGCGGUCAUCGCUGUGGGCUAUGGCACGAAAGACGGCCAGCAGCACUUCAAGAUCAAGAACUCGUGGGGCACCGGCUGGGGCGAGGGCGGCUACAUGUACCUCAAGCGCGGCGGGAGCGGAAAGGGCAUGUGCAACGUGGCCGAAGCGCCGUCGUACCCGAUGCUCAGCGGCAAGCCGCAGCCGACGUCCAACCAGCCGCAGCCCACGAGCAAGCCCACGGCCAAGCCGCUGCCCAAGCCCACGAAGAAGCCCCAGGGUGACUGCAACGGCUGCAACGGCUGCUACUACCCGGCGGCGUCGCAAUGCUUGGCGGCCGACUACGACAAGGAGUACUGCGAGUACCUCGGCCCUCAGUACGGCACCAAGUGGUGCACGUCGUAA
Saprolegnia parasitica CBS 223.65 is the source of this 1263-nucleotide messenger RNA. RefSeq lists its product as hypothetical. Lineage: Eukaryota; Oomycota; Saprolegniomycetes; Saprolegniales; Saprolegniaceae. The transcript has a single exon. The record is from RefSeq and is a predicted model, not a curated record. Gene Ontology annotation, cellular component: lysosome. Gene Ontology annotation, molecular function: cysteine-type endopeptidase activity. The coding region runs from base 1 to 1263 and encodes 420 amino acids.